Molecule: messenger RNA, 3195 nt
Organism: Blumeria graminis f. sp. triticale
Lineage: Eukaryota; Fungi; Ascomycota; Leotiomycetes; Helotiales; Erysiphaceae
Source: the annotation of a GenBank genome assembly
AUGCACCCUCUACCUCGCUCACACAUCGAUCACUGGGGAACGUCUUUGCAACAUAGUCCUGCCCCAUAUUCGUCACUAUUUUCGACUGAUUCUUCACCUAGCCUGUACUCUAAGAGUGUCAAGUUUUCAUCCGCAGGAAACGAUAUCAGUUUUUCAGGCCCAAACAGCCAGGAUGAGCUUCCAGCCUGGGUUGAUAAUGGAGAGACAAUAUCUCGGCGGAGCUCUCGGCUACAAAUUGAACUUGCGGAGUGCGUUGAAACACGAACUAUCACGACUACUACCACUACUAAACGUUCAUAUUCGCCCUGGGUCAUCAAUCACUCAAAACUCGAUAAACUUGACAGGAAAGAGUAUCCAUUAGCUUCCAAAUCACCUCCGCCACACAUACUCCAUCACUCUAAAAUGGGAACUAACUGUACGGCAUUCCAGGAAGGGAGAUUGCCCCAGAAGCCUGAAAAUAUACUGUCAGAUCGAUCACAAGCAAACGACGAUUUUUUCAGAGACGCUCACGAUACUAGGCUACAAAGGCAUAUAUACCCUAGUGGUUCCAAAGAAACUAGUUUUCAAAGUAGUUUUAGAACAAGUAGAGACAGAGGUAAAAAAAUUGAAAAAAAGGGGUCAAAAAAUUUCGAAUGGCACUGCUCUAUACCAUCAGAACUUUCUAGCAGAAAGAAGAGCAGUCUUAAAAAGCGCAUAGACAAAAAUAUUGUAGAUGAAGGCGUACAUGAAGUAGGCAGAAGUCUUCGUCGCCGAAACUGUGGUAUCCAGCCGCUUUUGCGAGAAAACCAACUAUUCCCAAUCACCCCUGACGUGUCUGAUUUACGCCUAUCAGCCUCAAACUCUUCUGGAGUAGUCCAGUCUAUCGAAAAUUCAUCAGCAGCGGAAUUUUUCCACAAUAGUUUAUUCAAUGCUCCAUGCUCAAUAUCUGUCAUGGCAGAGGAUACUGUCUCUAGUACCGUAGCCACACCACCUAUCGCUGAAUUCGAUCAAGAGUUAUCUGACGCCGCCAUUUCUAACAACCCUCUACACACUUUUCUUACAGCACUAGGUCCCGAGGUUGUUCAGAGUGCCAGUUUACCCAGCCCAGGAUUAUCACCAACGUUCACCCCAGAUGAUACUAGAUUUAACGAAGACGACGAUAGGUCGUCUAUAGACGCUAGUAUUUCUACUACUCAUGAUUCAUAUGGAGAUGCGGAACCUUUAGAUUUCUUUUCUACACCCGAAAGUAAUUACCCAUGUUCAUGGGUAGAUGCCCCCUCGUUACGUAAUAUGGAGUUAAUGAUUGAUACAUUCGAUUCUAUGCCAAAUGACAUAAAAACGUCCAUGAUGUUUCAGCUACUUCGCCGUUGUUCUCGAAAAACAUUGCAUGUAAUUGCCGAUGUCGUCAACCCAGCUCUGAAGUGUAACUUUUUGGUGCAACUUCCCUUGGAACUAAGCCUCCACAUACUUAGUUAUUUGGACUACCAGGAUCUCUGUAGGUCUGCCCAAGUUUCCAAACAAUGGAGAAACAUCGUCGAUUCAAAUGAGACUGGUUGGAAAGAGAUUUUUGAUAGAGACGGAUACAUUCUUCCUGCAGGAGAACUCGAGAAAGCUAUCAACCAAGGCUGGGGCUGGCAGGACCCUCACGGAUCUGAUGGAUAUGAACAGGAUUUAAGUAUUCCAACAUAUCUAUCUGUAGAUAGCCGUGGAACAUUCGAGGGUAGAUCCUCGAACUCCUCAGUACGCAAAGUUAGGACUGCCGUCAAGAGAAAGCGAGAUAUUUUCGGAACGGAAACCUCUAAGCGUCGGGCUAUCUCCCAUGAUUUCACGGAAAUAUCACGCGGAUCCACAUCCAACUAUCUGCAUACCAUCAAAUUCCACAAGUCAGAAGGCCCCCUAACAGCUGCAAACGCCGCGAUUCUCGCGGUACCAGAUCCACAGAUCGGUAUUCCUAGCUUACGAAGAUUGCAUCUAUUCAAAUCUUUAUACCGUCGCCAUUAUAUGUUGCAGCAAAGCUGGAUGAGCGGCAAGGUUACACCGCAUCAUUUCGCUUUUCCUGCACAUCCAGCUCAUGUUAUUACAUGCCUUCAGUUCGAUGACGAUAAAAUUAUAACUGGAUCUGAUGAUACAUUAAUUCAUGUAUACAACACGAAAACGGGGAUAUUACGAAAGAAGCUCGAGGGCCAUGAAGGGGGGGUGUGGGCUCUUCAAUACGAAGGAAACAUUCUUGUCUCUGGAUCUACUGAUCGAUCCGUUAGAGUCUGGGAUAUAGAAAAAGGACUCUGUACACAGGUGUUUCAUGGGCAUACUUCAACAGUACGAUGCCUUCAGAUAUUGAUGCCGGAACCAUCGGGCUACAAUGAAAAUGGCCACCAAAUCAUGGUUCCGGACAAGCCCCUAAUCAUUACAGGGUCAAGAGACUCUCAACUUCGCGUGUGGAAAUUACCAGAGCAAGGUUCAAAGCGCUAUAUUCAGACUGGCCCACCAGCAAAUGAUUCUGACUGUCCAUAUUUUGUCCGUGUCUUAGCUGGACACUCUCACUCAGUACGCGCUAUAUCAGCUCAUCAAGAUACUCUAGUGAGCGGCAGUUACGACAACACCGUCAGAGUGUGGAAGAUUUCCACUGGGGAAUCAGUCCAUAGACUCACAGGUCAUACCAUGAAGGUCUAUAGUGUUGUAUUAGACCACAAGCGUGAUCGAUGUAUCAGCGGCUCUAUGGAUAAUUUUAUCAGAAUAUGGUCCAUACUAACUGGUGCUUGUCUAUUUACGCUAGAAGGUCACUCGUCCCUAGUUGGCCUGCUAGAUCUCCACGACGAUAGGCUAGUAUCCGCUGCUGCAGACUCAACUCUUCGAAUCUGGGAUCCGGAAAAUGGGCAAUGUAAGAGUACUUUGAGUGCUCAUACUGGUGCAAUCACUUGCUUUCAACAUGAUGGUCAAAAGGUUAUAUCAGGAUCUGAUAGAUCCUUAAAAUUAUGGAACAUCAAGACGGGCGAAUGUAUCAAAGAUCUCCUCGUAGACCUUAGUGGUGUGUGGCAGGUUAAGUUUGACGAGCGUAGAUGUGUCGCUGCAGUCCAGCGUGAUAAUUUGACAUUUGUUGAGGUCCUUGACUUUGGGGCAUCCCGAGAUGGUGUGCCUGCUUAUCAACGUGGAUCACGUAGACUGCUUGCGGAAACAACGAAGCCAGCCGUUGUUAACGAAGACAGCGAGGAUUCAUGA